Molecule: messenger RNA, 4544 nt
Organism: Vespula vulgaris
Lineage: Eukaryota; Metazoa; Arthropoda; Insecta; Hymenoptera; Vespidae
Gene: SA1
Product: cohesin subunit SA-2
Exons: 20
Coding region: 255-4094 (1279 amino acids)
Biological process (GO): sister chromatid cohesion
Cellular component (GO): nucleus; cohesin complex; chromatin
Molecular function (GO): chromatin binding
Source: RefSeq, a predicted model, not a curated record
UUGAGUUCUUGAGUCAUAUCAAGUCAAAUAUCAAAAUAUAUACAUACGCAUAUAUGACAUUAAAUAUGAGUUUUAUAGUUAACAAUAACAUUUAAAAAUUAUUUUAUUUAAAAUAUACUACAGUAAUUUUAUAAAAAUAACUGUAUUUAUAUAAGUUGUCUUAGUAGUUGAAGAAAUUUCAAACAUUUGGAAGUUUUCGGAUGAUUCGGGGACUUCAUACAGAUUCGUUGUAAAAAGAUAUAAGAAUUAUCAUAAUGAUGCAUAGAAGAGGUGGUAAAAGAAUACGUAUGGAUGAUCCGGUACCUCCAGAAUAUGAGGCACCUAUGACACCCAUGACUCCAUCAAAUGAUAAUACAGCUGAUGCAAAUGAAUCAUAUUCUUCAUAUACAUCUUAUAAUAAUGUAUCUCAAACACCUGUUCAUAAUCCUACGCCUGAACAUUACUCUUCUGAAAGUUAUAGUUCUCCUGGUACAUCGCAACAGCAAUAUCAAGAACAAUCUACUAAUUUUGAUAAUCAAGUACAAUUUGAACAACCAAUGACACCUGCAACACCUGCUAAUAUGAGAAUUACAAGGAAUACACGUGCCAGAUUACGAGGAGGCUCUAUACAACAACCAAAAUAUAAGGAAAUUGACACAGAUUUUAUUCCAACAACUACUAAUAGAGGUCGAGGAAGUGGACGUGGCCGUGGAAGACGUAUACAUCAUUCUCACAGUUUAGAGGAUGAAGCUAGUCUUUAUUAUGUUAUAAGGAAUAACCGUUCGUCUCUUACUACCAUUGUGGAUGAUUGGAUAGAAAAAUAUAAAAGUAAUAGAGAAAAUGCACUUCUUAUGUUAAUGCAAUUUUUUAUUAAUGCAAGUGGUUGCAAAGGACGUAUUACUUCAGAAAUGCAAGCAACUAUGGAGCAUGUAGCAAUAAUACGUAAAAUGACUGAAGAGUUUGAUGAAGAAAGUGGAGAGUAUCCAUUAAUUAUGACUGGACAACAAUGGAAAAAAUUUCGUGCAAAUUUCUGUGAAUUUGUACAAAUAUUAGUUCGACAGUGUCAAUACUCUAUCAUUUAUGAUCAAUUUUUGAUGGACAAUGUUAUUUCAUUAUUAACAGGUUUAUCUGACUCACAAGUAAGAGCAUUUAGACACACAGCUACACUUGCUGCUAUGAAACUAAUGACUGCUCUAGUAGAUGUUGCUUUAACUGUCUCAAUAAAUUUGGAUAAUACUCAGCGACAGUAUGAAGCAGAGAGACAGAAGGCACGAGAAAAAAGAGCAGCAGAUAGACUUGAAUCCUUAAUGGCUAAACGAAAAGAAUUAGAAGAGAAUAUGGAUGAGAUAAAAAAUAUGCUUACAUAUAUGUUUAAGUCCGUAUUUGUACAUAGAUAUAGAGAUACUUUACCAGAAAUACGAGCAAUUUGCAUGGCAGAGAUUGGAGUUUGGAUGAAAAAAUUUCAUCAAAAUUUUUUGGAUGAUUCAUACUUAAAAUACAUUGGUUGGACGUUACAUGAUAAAGUUGGGGAAGUUCGAUUAAAAUGUCUUCAAGCAUUGCAACCUUUAUAUGCUUCUGAAGAGUUGAAAACAAAACUUGAAUUAUUCACUAGUAAAUUUAAAGAUAGAAUUGUUGCUAUGACAUUGGAUAAGGAAUAUGAUGUAGCAGUGCAAGCUGUGAAAUUAGUUAUAUCUAUUUUGAAACAUCAUAGAGAAAUUCUUACAGAUAAAGAUUGUGAACAUGUCUAUGAACUUGUUUACUCAUCUCAUCGUGCUGUUGCACAAGCAGCAGGAGAAUUUUUAAAUGAACGUUUGUUCAGACCGGACGAUGAAGCCAUUGCUGGGGUAAAAACAAAACGUGGCAAGAAACGUUUACCAAACACUCCAUUGAUACGUGAUCUUGUACUAUUUUUUAUUGAAUCUGAACUUCAUGAACAUGGAGCAUAUCUAGUUGAUUCUUUAAUUGAAACUAAUCAAAUGAUGAAAGAUUGGGAAUGUAUGACAGAUUUGUUGUUAGAAGAAGCUGGUCCUGAGGAAGAAGCAUUAGAUAAUCAGAAAGAAACAUCUCUUAUUGAAUUAAUGGUUUGUUGUAUAAAACAAGCAGCAACAGGAGAAGCACCUGUUGGACGUGGUCCAACACGUAAGAUUUUAUCUGUAAAAGAAUUGAAACAAGUGCAUGAUGACAAACAACGGUUAACAGAACACUUUAUCCAAACAUUGCCACAUCUACUUGAUAAAUAUAGAGCAGAUCCAGAAAAAUUAGCAAAUCUGCUUGCUAUUCCACAAUAUUUUGAUUUAGAUAUUUAUACAAAAUCACGUCAAGAGCAAAAUUUAGAUUCUUUAUUAACCAAAAUUCAUACAAUUGUUGAAAAAAUACACGAUACCGAAGUUCUUGAUACUGCAGCUAAAACUUUAGAAAAUAUGUGUGUAGAUGGUCAUGCAAUCUUCACAAGAUGUGACGUGGCACGCUCAACUUUAAUUGAUUCUAUUGUAAAUAAGUAUAAAGAGGCAAUAGAUGAAUAUAGAAAUUUAAUAGAAGGAGAUGAAGAACCAGAUGAAGAUGAAAUCUUCAACGUUGUUCAAUCAUUAAAAAAAGUAUCUAUAUUUUAUUCUUGUCAUAACAUGAACCCUUGGGGAAUAUGGGAUUCUUUAUACAAAGACAUUGAAGAUGCAAAAGAUCCUUCAAAGUGUUUACCUCAUGAAGCUGUGAAGUAUUGUAUUAGUGCAUGUUUCUUCGCUAUCUUAUGGGGUCAACAUCAUUUGAUGGAAGCUGCAGAUUCAGGAAAUCGUGGAGAAGAUGAAUGUCGUCAAUUGAAGGAACGCCUACAUUCAUUUAUGGCUUCUAUGCGUCAUUUUGUUAGUAGUGAUAAUGGCACAGUGCCAACGCCGCCAAUUCUAAGAGAGGAAGCGUAUAAUACGAUAUGUGAUUUACUAGUAGUAUUUUGUAAUCAGUUAGCUACUCAUCCUAAUAUAUUAAUGUCUCAAUUAGUAUAUGAACCUGACCAAGCAAUGCAAAACAUGCUUAAUCGAUUUAUACAAGAAUAUGUUUUUUGUGAAGAGGAAGAUGAUGAACAUGAUGAGCAUUCAAAGAUCGAAGAAUUACAUAAACGACGAAAUUUUCUAGCUGGUUAUUGUAAACUUAUUGUCUAUAAUAUGAUUCCAACAAAAGCAGCAGCUGAUGUAUUUAAGCAUUAUGUAAAAUAUUAUAAUGAUUAUGGAGAUAUAAUAAAAACUACCUUAGGUAAAGCUAGAGAUAUUAAUAAAACGAAUUGUGCUUUAACAAUGCAGCACAGCUUAAAUAUUUUAUAUAAUGAAAUCGUUAUGGAAAAGGGCAAAGUUAAUAGAAAUAGUGAGGAAUUUAUCGCAAUUAAGGAAUUAGCUAAACGAUUUGCUUUAUCAUUUGGUUUGGAUGCUGUGAAAAAUCGCGAAGCAAUUACAGCGUUACACAGAGCAGGAGUUUUAUUUGCUAUUACUCCUCCAGAUGGUAUAGAGCAAGAUCCAACUGGUCCACCACCCAAUCUUUCUUUCUUAGAAAUUUUAUCGGAAUUUACAAACAAACUAUUAAAACAGGAUAAACGCGUUGUAUUAAAUUUCUUAGAUAGAAGAUUACAAGCUGGUAUGCCUUCUUCACGAGGAGAAGAUUGGCAGCCAUUACUUUUAUAUAGAAAUAGUCUGUUGCAUGGAGAGACUGAUCAAGUUCCAGUAACAAGUAAACGAGCAUAUACAAGACGUAAAAAGGAUCAUUUAGCCGAGGAAGAAGAUGCGGAUGAAGCCGAUGAAGGUUCCGAUCAUGAAUUUUCAGGCAAACACAAGAAAAAACGUGGUCCACGGAAAAGUCAAUUACCAGUUACAAAAAUUUCGAUAACACGUGGUCCUAAAUCAAAUACAUAUUAUGAGUCUACAGAAUCGGGAUUAAUACAAACGUCUCCAGCAUCCAUGGCAGAAGACGUAUCAACAAGUCCUUCGCAAGAUAUAGAUACUCGUCUCAAAACUUUGCAAAUACAAUCGAGGCCGAGGCGAAAUCAGGAGCAUUCCGAACCAAGAGAAUUACGAAGAACGUCUAGAAAUUCGGGCCGCUAUAUUGAGGGUCAGUAUAUGGAAUCUGAUUCGGAAUAAACGGAUGAAUUAAGAAAUACACAUCAAUAUAUAAAUUCAAAACUACAUACAUACGUAUGUGUACACGCAUGAGGGCAUGCUAUACAUGGGGACCCUUUUUAAAUGCAAGUAGUUAACAAACUAUGUAUCUCUUUAAAAAAAAUCGUUAAUAAUUUUUGUUAUACGAUUUCUAAAUACUGACUGACUUUUCUAUAAUAUAAAUUUCGUUCAUACGACAUUAUAUAAAUAUCAUUAUGUUAUAUUUUACAAAUAUUUGAUAAAAAACUUAAAUCUAUCCUUGUUAUUGCCAAAGUAUUUAAUGAUUUGUCUAAAUAAAAGUUUUUUCAAUAUUAGUGACAAAUUUAUCAAUAGUAUAUAUGAUCAUUAUCGUUCUACCUAUAUUAUAUUAAUCUAUUCACAUAUUUUGUACAUCAUUGUAAAAAAAAAAGAAACAAAAAAGAAAAUACAAAA